AUGGUGCGCUUCACCUCCAUACUUAAGACAAUUGUCUCCUUCGGGGCUGUGGUCUCCGCAUUCACCAAUCCCAUCCGAAACCCCGGAGGCAGUGAUCCCAGUCUCGUCUACACGGGCGGAUACUACUACCUUCUGACGACGACAUGGACGGACGUCCAAAUCACCCGGGCGACCAGCAUCGAGGGACUAAAGGAAGGCGAGACUAAAGUCGUCUACUCGACCGACGUCGCCUCGCGAUGCUGCAAUAAUUGGGCCCCGGAACUGCACUAUCUCGGGGGUAAAUGGUACAUUUACUACACGGCCGGCACAGCGGAUGACCUGGACGGGCAGAGAUCGCACGUUCUAGCUGGAGGCAGCACACCCUGGGACUCCUGGUCCUACGGCGCCCAGCUCACAACAGAAUGGGGCAUCGACGCGACUAUUGUCCGCUUCAACGACUACGGCAACUUCCUCGUCUUCUCCUGCUUCCACGGCGUCACCUACCAGUCACUCUGCAUGCAAAAGCUGGGCAACGACUUCAUCUCCGUAACCGGAGAUAUCACCGUCAUCUCGCAACCAACUGAAGCCUUCGAAACACACGGCACCCCCGUGCAAGAAGGCCCUGCAGCAUUAUACACCAACGGCCAGACACGGAUCGUAUACUCUGCCUCCUACUGCUGGACACAAUACUACUGUCUCGCCAGUCUGACCUGGGAUGGCACCACGAACCCGACCCAGGCGAAGGCGUGGACGAAAUCGAAUGGAUGUCUCUUGGCCUCGAGCAAUGGGAACUACGGCACGGGACAUAAUAGCUUCUUCCAGAGUCCGGAUGGAACAGAGGUGUGGACGGCCUUCCAUGCGACGACCAAUGGCGCAGGUGCGUGUGAUGAUAGUCGGUAUACAAUGGUGCAGCCGGUGGGGAGCAAUGCUGAUGGCACUCCGAACUUUGGGGUGGCGGCACCCUGGACCCAGGUGUUUGAGGAGCCGAGUGCGUAA
Molecule: messenger RNA, 975 nt
Organism: Penicillium olsonii
Lineage: Eukaryota; Fungi; Ascomycota; Eurotiomycetes; Eurotiales; Aspergillaceae
Source: the annotation of a GenBank genome assembly